AAUCUCAGAAUCGUUUUGGCUUUUCAAGCGAUAGCAACUGAAAAUCGGAGUUAAAUUUUGCUCUUCGUGCUAUUACAUAAAAUAACUGCAUUCGCGCACACAACUCCAAGUAAUCUAUACAAAAAAAAUCAAAAAAAAAAAAAUAAGAUGCUGCUUCUUCGCCGUUGCCACAAGUUAAAGUUAAGUGCAUUGGUACGCUUUUGCUCCGCCGAAUUGAUACAUAAGGAUGGCUUCAUCGAGAAGCUGCGCCGCAGUUUCGAGGAAGAGGAGCGCAGUAAUCUGGUGGUGCCCACGUUCAAGAAGGCUAUGCUUUAUCCGGAUGAGAUCGCCGUGAAAGACAUCAAUGGGGAGUACACUUAUUUCCAAUUGUACAUGUCCGCCAAACGUCUGGCCAUUCAGAUCUCAAAUAUAUGUGGCAGCGCUGCGCUUUCGAAUGUGACAUACUUGUGCUCGAACAACGCCCUGUGGAUAGCUAUACAAUGGAGCUGUUGGAUCUCCGGACAAGUGGCAGUUCCACUGGAAUCCGGCCAGGCGAAGGAUCAACUGCAUCAGCAGGCAUCGAACUGCAAGACCAAGCUACUGAUAGCCACUAAGGAAUUUGAGCCACUUGCCCAGGAAUUGUCGCAGGGUGUGAAAUCAGCUACCAUCAUAUUGGAUCACACAUUUGUCCCAACGGCGGAGAGUGUAUCCUCGACAUCGAUGUAUGCCAAACAACUGGUGGCGUGCCAGGGAGUUAUCCUAACGGAAAGUACGUUUCCAAAUGAUUUCUAUUCCAAGGCACCAGCCAUGCUGAUCUAUACGCCCAAUGCUGUCAAUAGUCCCAAGCCAGUGAUGUUGACCCACCGGAAUAUCGAAGCUCAGGUGCGAUGUUUGAUCGGCAGUUGGCAUUUGGGACCUACAGACUGUAUGCUGCCAAUUCUAUCCAUGAAUCGAAUGCAUGCCGCCUUGACAGCAGUGCUCAAUGUGGGCGGUAAUGUGGUGCUGCAGCAAAAAUUCGAUGGUCACAAUGCGUGGAGUGCUCUAUUGGGCAUAAAUAGCCCAUCCAAACAGCGGGUUACUCUCUUUUUGGCCAUGCCAAUUGUCUACAAGCGACUGAUUGCCGAGUAUGAGAAAAUGUUUGCCAAGGAUUCGAGAAUGGUUGAGUACAUUGUAAAUCAUUGCCGGCAAAAGAUACGAUUGAUGGCCACAGCUUUUGCCUUGCUACCGGAUUCGGUGUUCUACAGAUGGCGCGAGAUUACGGGUCGAAAUAUAUACGAAUACUAUGGAAUGAUGGAAACCGGCUUGGUUUUGGGUCAUCCAUUGAAUGAACCACAACGCGAAGCUCCACAUAAUGGUCCAACAUCGAGUUCUACGGCCAAAAAUACCGCCCUCGACGAUCAUCGACCGGGUACGCUGGGUUCGCCCUUGAAGGGGGUCACGGCCCGAUUGAUCAGCAAUAAGGGUGUCGAGCUUAUAACCUGCAAAAACGAACUCGGCGGAUCCGUGCAUCAUGGCUUAAUACCAGUGGAGGAUAUCGGCGGCGAUACAUCCUUGACGGAAACCAUAAUUGGUGAACUCCAAAUUGCUGGUUCCAAUUUGGUGUCCAGUACGUUGGCUAGCAACAAUCAGGACAUGGAACCGGGAGCCACAAACAAUGAGGAGCAGAACACCCAAGAUGGUUUCUUUAAAACCGGUGACAUUUGCGCCUAUCGGAACGGAAACUUUUAUUUUCUGAGUAAAAGCAGCGAUAUCUUCACCGUCGGCGGUUAUAAGGUAUACGGAUCGGAGAUCAAAAAGGUAUUGAUCUCACACCCUAAUAUCAACGAUGUGGCUGUCUUGGGUAUUCCCAAUAAAAUGUGGGGCCAUCGUCUUGGCGUCAUAUGCAUUGUAUCGCCGGAUGCGGAUAUUGAUUUGGAUGCGAUCAAGACAUACUGCUAUCGCCACCUACCGGCCCACAAAUGCCCUACCGUUUUCAAGACCCUCGUUUCCAAGUAGACAUAAGACCCCUGAGAACUUAGCUGAAAAUUUAAGUGAUUACUGACUGUUAUGAUAAUGAUAAUACUAAUAAUAAUAAUAAUAAGAUAGUAAACAAAUGUUAAGCUUA
This is a messenger RNA of Drosophila simulans, 2083 nucleotides long. RefSeq names its product malonate--CoA ligase ACSF3, mitochondrial (gene Acsf3). Gene Ontology annotation, molecular function: medium-chain fatty acid-CoA ligase activity. The transcript has 3 exons. Gene Ontology annotation, biological process: fatty acid metabolic process. NCBI's taxonomy places the organism in Eukaryota, Metazoa, Arthropoda, Insecta, Diptera, Drosophilidae. The coding region runs from base 148 to 1974 and encodes 608 amino acids. The record is from RefSeq and is a predicted model, not a curated record.